AAUCAGCGUUCAUGCUCCAGUGAGUCUGUGUCUCAUAAAUGAGAUGCUGUACUAAUGCAAAGGAUUUAGCGUGAAWUUAUAGGGAUUUCCAAGUUGUGCACUUCCCCCUUCUACCAGCAGAGAGCGAUCACUUAUUUCCCAGCGACUAAUAGGAGCCUCCUCAGCAAAGUUCAGCAAACAUUUAGAUAAAUGUAACUUUGUCAUGCAAAAGUGUCAUCAUCCUCAGGCCCACUGAGAGGGUUAUUGUUCAGACUUUAGCCCUCUUGAUGUUUCGCAGGAUCUGUUGAUGUUUCAGCCCUUUGAUGGAAGAAGUGACCGUCUGUGUUUUCGGUGUCUGUGCCCAGCAGUCAUUGUAGCACGAACCACAAAACAGACAAACAUCUUUGUCUCGGCUGCAUCAAGGAAUUUGGAYUGUGGCAUUUUUCAAAGCGUGCUGUUAGAGCGUCUGGGUACGUGCGUAUGAUGAUUUAUGGAUUGGAGGUUAUGAGUUUAAUGUGAAGUGGUUUCAGUGCCAAUGAGAAGUCUGCAGAGAACCAUUGUUUGUUCAUUGUCCCCCCUUUUGUUGUUUUUGGUGGCAAAAUGUCCUAUUAUUUCAGAAAAUGGGAGUGGAAAUGUGGAAUUGACCAGGGAAGAGAAAGAAAUCAAGAAGACAGACUUCUACCCUCACCCCUUAUUCAUUUUUUUAUUGGUWAUCUUUGUGGUCUUAAAACAUUAAUCCAGGCUUUCUGAAAGUCUUUCAAACUUUUUCUCUGGACUUAAACGGCUUUAAUUCUCAUUUUUAGUCCAGUGCCUAACCAAUUUCAGAUUUUUAAUUUUUUUUGUUUAUUUUGUUUCAUUUGUUCAGCUUUUAUGGGGCUUAACCAGCCAUAUGUCUGUUAAGUCAGAUCAAGGCACAUAAAAAGUUCCUAAACUCAACGAAUGAUUCAGGGUUGAAUCAACACAUAGCAAAGAACCCAUUAUAAAUUAGAUCUUUAGGUAUAGUUACUAAGGAGUUUGUCAAGAAGAGACAAUUUGUUCCCUUUUUUUACAUUAAAUGCAUUGAAAUGAUCAAAACUACUUGUUGAGAAAACAAAGUAUUACUUUGACACAAACAAGCUGAUUCAUAAAGUAUCAUCAGCUGAAAACUUGGCAAACAUCCACAGGAGAAGUCAUCACUCAGCUCCUGUGUCAGCUCUUUGUUGGGCUUUUUCCAACUUCUAAGGAUUUUCAGACAGUUUUCAUUUUCUGUAGAUUGUUCUUUAUAGGUUGAAAAAUUCUUCUUUCCACUUGCCUACUGUUCUCCUUUAGGUGCAGACUACACAACGUUCAGUAUUAAAAUAAUCAGGUGUAAGAACAGUACUGAAGAGGGUUAAAAAGUCUGGACAUGGAAAAACAAAUGGACAUGCCGUUAAAGACAAGAAAAGAAAAUUUCCAUGAUGCAAACUAUAAAUAAAUUCAGAUUUAUUUAUUAUUUUGUUUACAUCAUAGUUAUGCACAAUUAGUUAGAUGCAUAAUACAUUUAAGUUAUAUGUGUUGACGACACAGGGUCAUCCUUUCAUUUUGCAUGACUCAUUUUUUUUAAAAAUCUUAUUUUAAAUAGUAAAAAAAACAGUCCUGGGAAAAUGAUGGAGUACCAGGACUGGAUUGCAUAAACUGACAGACAAAGGUAGACACACGGACAGACAAAUGAAAACAGAGAAAUUUUGUUUGAUUCCCACAGUGACCACGGCCAAUAGGAAAUAACCCUCCCAGUUUUGAGAAAGGAGGUGGGGUGGCAGAGAUUCAGACUCAGGCAGGCUUYACAGUGACUCAAACACGCUCAAAGACAGACUGCAGACAGUCUCCUCAGAACUAAGAUACAAGCUUACUGUGACCAACCCUCAGCWUUUUUCUCUUCAACCAGAAACUUUACAAAAAAAAAAAACCCUUAAAGGUAGAGGAGGAAAACGAAAGAUGAUAUGCAACAUGGUCAGGAGGAUGUGAAACUGAGCAGGUUCUUCACUUUUUUACAAUAUCUAGUUAAGAAAAAAAAGGGGACCAGGACGAGCCUGAGGAUACUACAGAUUAUGUUGCCAUGGAAACCAAAACCUGGAAGCGGACACGAGGACCACUGAGUGUGGACAAACUCCUUUGACUGCAUCUUCAAAGCAAUAYAAUCCUGCUGCACACUGUGGUGAGAGAAUGCUGUGGAGAAUAACUAUUCCCAUCAUACUUGCUGGGUUUUUCUGCAUGACAGCAGAAACCAAAAAGCCCCGUCCGCAGGGCUCCAUACCCUCCCCGUACAAGACAAAAGGAAACCUGUCGGCGGACCACCACCACAGACUACUGCAGCAGAAGCCGGAGGUCCUGUCUUCCAGCCGAGAAGCCCUGGUCGUGACUGAGCGCCGCUACCUCCGGAGAGACUGGUGCAAGACCCAACCRCUGCGUCAGACGAUCAGCGAAGACGGGUGCCGCAGCCGCACCGUGGUCAACCGCUUUUGCUACGGCCAGUGCAACUCCUUCUACAUCCCACGCCACAUGGGCCCCAGCUCGGGUCACGGACCGAACCGAGGUCAGGCCUCAGGUUCUGGGAGAAAAAGCAACAACAAAGCUCAAGAACCUUUUCAGUCCUGCUCCUUCUGCAGGCCACACCGCAUCACACAGCUCACAGUGCAGUUAGACUGCCCCGACCUGCAGCCCCCCUUCAAAUACCGGAAGGUGCAAAGGGUCAAACAGUGCCGCUGUAUGUCUGUGGAUGUGAGUGGUCACGGGAAGCUGUGAAGGAGAGCCUAAAGGUCCCGAGUUCUUCCGAGGAACUUGCAAAAGCAAGGAAUGAAUUCAAUUGGAACUAUCCAAGUAUUUUUUUGUGCAAAUGCUUURUCCUACAUUACAAAACAAUUAAAACGUGUGAUACAAAGGAUUACCACUGGCUAAAUUAAAAACAUGCAGCCAAGCUGUCAUGUCAGUGCAGCUGAAAAAAAAGGUGAUAUUGGUCUUUGGGUUUAACGAUGAGCAACGUUUCCCUGACUGAGAUUCCACAAAUACCCAAAUGAACUAAAUGCCUUUUCACAAUCUACAAAACAAUACAAACACUGAAAAUGACUGUGCUGUCCAUACAGCAUUUGGAAACUUUUCUAAACAAUGCAACCACUAUAAUUUUAUUUUUUGCAGAUGUUUGAGAAUUACACAGCUUGCCCAAAUGUUUGCGCCACUUAUUUUUUUUAACAUCUAUUGUGUCCAUUAUCUUCCUUUGUUUUGAUAAGGAUGUCUUCAUUGUUGGGAAAAGAAGAUCAAGAAACAUGAAGCUACACAGCAACGACCAUKAUCCACUUGGGUGCAAGCAGACCGUUUAUCAUUUACUAGCUAGAUAAAUAAAAACCUUCUGCAGCAUUUGUAAUAGUGGUGCAGAGCUAUAUAUACACAAGUUKUUUUUUAUGUUCAUGUAAUUAUGUUUAAAUAUAUUAAAUCUAUUUCAUAUGAAA
Messenger RNA from Austrofundulus limnaeus, 3440 nucleotides. RefSeq names its product gremlin-2. Lineage: Eukaryota; Metazoa; Chordata; Actinopteri; Cyprinodontiformes; Rivulidae. Gene Ontology annotation, biological process: animal organ morphogenesis. Gene Ontology annotation, molecular function: BMP binding; receptor ligand activity. The transcript is spliced from 2 exons. The record is from RefSeq and is a predicted model, not a curated record. Bases 2161 to 2739 code for a protein of 192 amino acids.